UUGAAUAAAACCAUGAAACAGGAGAGCAAGAUUCUCAAGUUCUUGGGCUUUAUGUGGAAUCCUCUGUCGUGGGUUAUGGAGUGCGCUGCUAUUAUGGCCAUUGUUUUGGCAAAUGGAGGGGGAAAGCCUCCGGAUUGGCAAGAUUUUGUGGGUAUCACUGUGUUGCUCAUUAUCAACUCAACCAUCAGUUUCAUUGAAGAAAACAAUGCAGGCAAUGCUGCAGCCGCUCUAAUGGCGGGUCUCGCUCCUAAAACCAAGGUCUUGAGAGAUGGAAAGUGGAGUGAGCAAGAGGCAGCUAUCCUUGUACCAGGAGAUGUGAUUAGCAUUAAAUUGGGAGAUAUUGUCCCAGCCGAUGCCCGUCUCCUGGAAGGAGAUCCUCUCAAGAUCGACCAGUCUGCCCUCACUGGUGAGUCCCUUCCCGUGACGAAGAACCCAGGUGAUGAGGUUUUCUCUGGUUCCACCUGCAAGCAAGGUGAAAUUGAGGCUGUGGUUAUUGCCACCGGUGUCCACACCUUCUUUGGCAAGGCCGCCCACCUUGUUGACAGCACCAACCAAGUUGGCCACUUCCAAAAGGUGUUGACCGCCAUUGGUAACUUCUGUAUCUGCUCCAUUGCUGUGGGUAUGCUUGUGGAGAUUGUGGUGAUGUACCCUAUCCAGCAACGGAAGUACAGAGAGGGGAUUGACAAUCUUCUGGUGCUUCUCAUUGGAGGAAUUCCAAUUGCCAUGCCAACAGUUUUAUCCGUGACAAUGGCUAUUGGAUCCCACCGGCUAUCAGAACAAGGCGCCAUCACCAAGAGGAUGACUGCUAUUGAAGAGAUGGCUGGCAUGGAUGUACUCUGCAGUGACAAGACCGGAACCCUCACCCUCAACAAGCUUACCGUGGACAAGACCCUCAUUGAGGUAUUCCCAAAGGACAUGGACAAGGACAGUGUUGUCUUGCUGGCCGCUAGGGCUUCUAGGGUUGAAAACCAGGACGCCAUUGAUGCUUCCAUUGUUGGAAUGUUGGGAGAUCCAAAGGAGGCAAGGGCAGGGAUCACAGAGGUCCAUUUCCUUCCCUUCAACCCAGUGGACAAGCGCACUGCUAUAACCUAUAUUGAUGCCAAUGGUGAUUGGCACAGAUGUAGCAAGGGUGCGCCUGAACAGAUAAUUGACCUUUGUGAGCUCAAAGGAGACGUAAAGGACAAGGCUCACUCCAUCAUUGACAAUUAUGCUGACCGCGGUCUACGUUCUUUGGCAGUUGCUCGACAGACCAUACCAGAGAAAACCAAGGAGAGUGCCGGCAAGCCAUGGGAGUUCGUUGGUCUUUUGCCUCUCUUUGAUCCUCCCAGGCAUGAUAGUGCAGAAACCAUCCGCAGGGCCCUCAACCUUGGUGUCAAUGUUAAAAUGAUCACUGGUGACCAGCUUGCCAUUGGUAAGGAGACUGGUCGUAGGCUUGGCAUGGGCACCAACAUGUAUCCCUCAUCCUCCCUCCUCGGCCAGAGCAAGGACGAGUCCAUUGCUACCAUCCCUGUUGAUGAGCUCAUUGAAAAGGCCGAUGGCUUUGCUGGAGUCUUCCCUGAGCACAAGUACGAAAUUGUUAAGAAGCUCCAAGAGAGAAAGCACAUUUGUGGAAUGACGGGAGAUGGUGUGAAUGAUGCCCCAGCACUGAAGAAGGCAGACAUUGGCAUUGCUGUGGCAGAUGCCACUGAUGCAGCCCGGAGCGCAUCAGAUAUAGUCCUGACAGAGCCAGGGCUGAGUGUGAUUGUUAGCGCUGUGUUGACAAGCAGAGCCAUCUUCCAGAGGAUGAAGAACUAUACCAUCUAUGCGGUUUCAAUCACAAUCCGUAUUGUGCUUGGUUUCAUGCUCAUCGCUCUUAUCUGGAAGUUUGACUUCUCACCUUUCAUGGUUCUGAUCAUCGCCAUUCUCAAUGAUGGAACCAUCAUGACCAUCUCUAAGGACAGGGUGAAGCCAUCACCUAUGCCCGACUCAUGGAAACUCAAGGAAAUCUUUGCCACUGGCAUUGUCCUUGGCACCUACCUUGCCCUUAUAACCGUCCUCUUCUUCUGGCUUAUUCAUGACACUGACUUCUUUUCGGACAAAUUUGGUGUUAGAUCAAUCAGGCAUAAUAGAGAUGAGGUGACCGCUGCUCUCUAUCUUCAAGUGAGUAUUGUGAGUCAAGCACUCAUCUUUGUUACCAGGUCGCAGAGCUGGUCCUUUGUUGAACGCCCUGGACUCUUGCUGGUCGGUGCCUUCAUUGCGGCCCAGCUGGUUGCCACAUGCAUAGCCGUGUAUCCAAGCUGGGGCUUUGCUCGGAUUGAAGGCAUUGGGUGGGGAUGGGCAGGAGCCAUAUGGCUCUUCAGCAUCAUCACCUACUUCCCUCUUGAUAUCCUCAAGUUCAUCAUUCGAUACGGAUUGAGUGGGAAGGCCUGGGAUAAUCUGCUCCAAAACAAGACUGCAUUCACCACAAAGAAGGAUUAUGGAAGGGGAGAGAGGGAGGCACAAUGGGCCUUGGCUCAACGUACACUGCAUGGUCUCCAGCCACCAGAGACUUCAAACUUGUUCAAUGACAACAGCAGCUACCGGGAGUUGUCUGAGAUUGCAGAGCAAGCUAAGAGACGGGCAGAAGUCGCAAGGCUCAGGGAGCUCCAUACACUCAAGGGCCAUGUUGAAUCAGUGGUGAAGCUGAAGGGACUGGACAUUGAAACCAUCCAACAACACUACACAGUUUAAAAAUGAUCAAGUUUGGAGUGUAGGUGAGGAAGAUAGAGGAUCAAGAGCAAAAAACAGAAACAAAACAUACAUAAAUGGGGCCCUGCGGAUGGGAAAAAAAUUAAUAAAAAAACUAGACUAUAUUUAUUUA
Molecule: messenger RNA, 2839 nt
Organism: Vitis vinifera (wine grape)
Lineage: Eukaryota; Viridiplantae; Streptophyta; Magnoliopsida; Vitales; Vitaceae
Product: ATPase 8, plasma membrane-type
Exons: 13
Coding region: 13-2709 (898 amino acids)
Biological process (GO): regulation of intracellular pH; proton export across plasma membrane
Cellular component (GO): plasma membrane
Molecular function (GO): P-type proton-exporting transporter activity; ATP binding; ATP hydrolysis activity
Source: RefSeq, a predicted model, not a curated record